Molecule: messenger RNA, 1006 nt
Organism: Salvia hispanica
Lineage: Eukaryota; Viridiplantae; Streptophyta; Magnoliopsida; Lamiales; Lamiaceae
Product: protein FREE1-like
Biological process (GO): multivesicular body assembly; intralumenal vesicle formation
Cellular component (GO): ESCRT I complex; late endosome membrane
Molecular function (GO): metal ion binding; ubiquitin binding
Source: RefSeq, a predicted model, not a curated record
AAUUGAUUUUUGUUAGGGUUUCAGCAAAUCACUGCGACAAGAUGCAGCCCCAAUCCGGCACCGAUCUUCCUCCCUUCAAUCCCGUUUCCACUGUCCUGAUUACUCUUAUUCUUUUCUUAAUCCUGCACAGUAUGGAUGUUCUUUGUCAGGUAUUGGAAUCACAUAUCUUUGCCUUUUGGGCCAAAACCAAUGUUGAUCCUGAGCCAAGACAGAUUAGGCUUAAGUCAAAUUCUGGAUACAGUGACAUCAGCAAGCAUCCAGUCGAAGGAGAUAGGUUCAGGCAGUACUCCAUCAGACGUAGUUAAGGGAACUGACCAAUUAGAAAAGAAGAAAGGAUUUAUUGAUUGGAGGAACUUGAUAAAGCCAAUGAAUGAGGAGAAGGAUCACUGGGUCCCAGAUGAAGCAGUAGUCAAAUGCAAAGCUUGUGCAGCAGAUUUCAAUGCUUUUAAACGGAAGCAUCAGUGCCGAAACUGUGGGGAUAUUUUCUGUGACAAGUGCACACAAGGGAGGAUUGCCCUCACUGCAAAUGAAAAUGCUCAACCAGUUCGAGUUUGUGAUCGAUGCAUGGCAGAGGUAGUUCAAAGACUCAGCAAUAAGGUAGCGGUAGCGCCUGGUCGAGCUACUGGAUGCAGAGCCAUGAAGAUCUUGCUUGAAAACUUCAGGAGCGAAACAUGAAGCCCCUAGCAGGAUGCGAGAAGUUGAAGUCCACUUGCAGGUUCAGGUUCCAGCAUCUGGUUCUGAAACCAUAGAAUGCAAUGUUUGCCAACACCCAUUCCUUGUCAGCGCUCAUUGAUGGAAGCAUUAAGCGCUGCUGCUAUAGCCUAUACUAGUCGUAGACGAGAUAAAAAAAAUUAAUCCUUGAAAUUCAUUUGUGUAAUGUGAAGUAUAUAGUAACAUGUAUACAGAAUAAUGGCUUGAAUCAUACACCAAUUUGCAAUCAGUUCGAAAUUAUUGCAAAUGCUUGUAUGGUUAUCAAUGGUGGUUAUGAAAUAUUGUUUCAUCUCAA